Molecule: messenger RNA, 2699 nt
Organism: Hemicordylus capensis (graceful crag lizard)
Lineage: Eukaryota; Metazoa; Chordata; Lepidosauria; Squamata; Cordylidae
Gene: SNX10
Product: sorting nexin 10
Exons: 8
Coding region: 257-988 (243 amino acids)
Biological process (GO): intracellular protein transport
Molecular function (GO): phosphatidylinositol binding
Source: RefSeq, a predicted model, not a curated record
GAAGUCCUCGUCUCGCUUCCAGCAGUGCUUUGAGUGGAUCGGGUGGGAAGAGUCCAGCAUUUUUUACCCGCUCUAGCUGUGCGUACGGCAGGAUGCUGUUCCAUCAAGUUACGCGAGCGUUUACCCUGGGGUUUGUUUCAGCACCUUGCGCCCGGGGAGGAAAAGGGAGUAUGGGAGGAGACGCAUAGAUCGUUCUCCUUUUCAUCCGUUGGGCAUGUCUCGCUGAAAUGUUCCCAGUGAUUCAUCCCUCUGGAUUAUGGCUCUAAGUCGAGCAAAUAGCCAAAUUUUUGACCAACCAUCUUUCUCCAUUUCCUCAAACAAAUCCAAUUACCAAGAAAGACGUUCCCAGUGUCCAGGGCUGAUUGUACAUGUGAGUUGGAAGAUGACGCCAAAGCAUGGAAAAGAGGAAUUUGUAACAGUCUUGGUACGAGACCCCAGGAUACAGAAAGACACUUGGCAUUCACAUAUAGACUAUGAGAUCUUCAUUCAUACAAAUAGCAUGUGUUUUACGAGGAAAACGUCUUGCGUCCGACGACGUUUUCGAGAAUUUGUGUGGCUUCGUCAGAAACUGCAGAGUAAUGCUGUGCUAAUACAAUUGCCAGAACUUCCAUCCAAAACUCCAUUUUUUAGCAUAAAUAAUCCCCACCAUGUGGACCAUCGUCGGCAAGGUUUGCAGGAAUUUCUCCAAAAGAUCCUCCAGUGUCCAGUAUUGCUUUCAGACAGUAGACUUCACCUCUUCAUACAAACCCAGCUAUGUCCAGACGAUAUUGAGGAAUGUGUAUCCGGACGUACUAAAUAUUCUGUUGCUGAUGCGAUCCACGAGUUUGCCAAUUUGAAACGACGGUUUCCUGUGGAACAUGAAGAGAGGAAAAAUGAAGAAAAUUAUGCAGAUUCAGAUUCUGAGAGUUCAUCCUCAGGGCUUGGACACAGCAGUGAUGAUAGCAGUUCACACGGACGUAAAGGAAGCACAGUUCCUGAAGAACCCUGAAAUAUCAUUUGUAUAUUGCCACCGCUGAAAUGACAGAGAUAGUUUCUAUCAUGGUUGAACGUUACAUGUUACACAGACGUAUCACCUGCCAGUUGCCAAAACACGUCUCUUUUCCAUUUUCAGAACAGUUUGUUCACUCAUUCAUUGUAAUAUGUACACAUUUAUAGCCCUUAUACUAUUGAGUAAUACAAAUACUGCCUGUAGCUAGACACCUGAAUAAAUGAGAUUUCUUGUCAUGAUUCUACAGAGCUUACUGUAAGGAGCAAAGAGAAUGCUUACCAAUAUAUUGGAAUAUCUGACAUCUGGAAAUUUACAAAAUGUGCUAUCAUCUGGCAUUUUAAUUUACAAUACAGCUGUCGUUCUAGUAUGAUGAUAGUGACACUAUUCUAGUGUAUUAUAGAAACCAAAUGAUUAUCAAGUCAUAACGAAUACAGAAGAAUAGGUGACCAAAAGGCUUUUCUAGCAAGCACACUGAAAGAGUAACUUUUCACCUAAAAGGAAACCUUGGGUGAGGUUCUAUAGCCAUUGCAGCAGGUCACAAUCCAGUGCAGAGUUAGGCAUGCUUAAACCGACUGAAUCCAAUAGGUGUAGGGCACGCCUAACUCUGUGCUGAACUCAGGCCACAGGCAAUAGUAUCUGGUGUGGGUGUGUCAAGGCCCGCCAACAGCAUGUGUUUGUAGAUACUUUUUAAAACUAAUUUUUAAAAGUAACAUUUCAUAUAGAAAUAUAGCAAUCAGAAUUAUGAAAGAAGGGAUCAUUUUAGCCAGCAACAGAAAUAAACUUCUGUGGGACCGGAUGGAAGUUUACUGCUUAUUUGAAGUAUAUUUAAAGUAACUAGCUGGUUACCUCCAUAGAUACAUUUGUGUAUGCUUUGACUUCUCCGGCACUCCAUCCAGAAUGCAUUUACUUGGAAAUAAGCCCCAUUCAAAUCAAGUAAAUGUGUUUUCAGGACGAGUUGGGGAGAAGAGGCAACUUCUUUGAACCACUGUUUUGUUGUUUUCGUCAGCUUUUACACAAGAUAAAACAUCAGAGUGUCUUGGAGUUCAUGUUGUCACACUGCACAAUAAUAUCUAGUCUCAAUCACUGAUGUCAACUGUUGGAAAAUGUAAUUAAAGCUGCUGUAAUUGUUGCCAUAAAGUGAACGAAAGACAUCCAACAGGAAUACUGCCUAAAUCAGAGAGGGUGAAAUAUGUACUGAAAUAUUUUUGUUUACUUUAAAAUUAUGUAUCUGUGCUCAUUACUGUUAAUUUGAAGCAACUGUGCACUUUACAUGUUAGAGUCUGCUUAUACUCAGUACACUGAGCCUAAAGCCCUCUCUCUCCCUGCAGUGCAGUGCCACUUAUUUAUUCAUGAGUCCGUGAUUUAGUUAUUUCAGCCUGAGGAGCCUGAAGUGAAGCAAAUGUAAGGUUUGGGGUAAACUUUUUCAGAGUUUCUUAAAGCAGUUCAUGUGUAUUACUGUUAGCUUAAAGUUUGUUUUGUAUUGUUACAUAGUAGUAUGUACUUCUUGUUCAGUCUAGACAGCUGUCACUUUCUCUUUUCCAACAUUUUUUCUAUAUCAAAUACUAGUGAAAUACCUAAAAUAUUGAAUAUUUGAUGUUUACUGUUUAAUACAUCCAAAGUGUUUGUAUUGUCACAUCUCAAAAUAAAUCAUUUUGUAUGUAAGCUUUUCCUUUUACUUAAAUAGCAGAUGUUGAUUUGAUUCAUUUAAAAA